GAGCCCCAGGCUGCAGCCCAGUUGGAUGAUCUCUUUUCUCCUGGGUCACAAGCUGCCCCCUUAGGCAUGCCCCUCCACAGCCCCGCCUACCCCCAGGAGGUGGGGGCGGUUAUCGUCACCCCGAUGCCUCCAACACAAGGCGACUAAAUCCCCAGGCCACAUUUCGACUUCUCCCAGCAAACUGCCAUUUCCCAGAAAACGGUCGGGAGAGGGGCCUCCGGCCUCCUUCGACCGCGGCUUCUUCCCGGGCUCUAGAACUAGGCCAAGGACUCGAAAGAAGGGGUGGGAACCCAGCGGUGACCGAGAGAAACCGAGGAGCGCGCUCCUCAGCCCAGAGCCACUGCGCAUGCGUCAUGCAUCGCCGGUCCCCUACGGAAGCUGGGAGAGACGCGGCGCCGCGGAGGCCGGCAGACGCGGGCAAGAUGGCGUCCACGGCUGCGAACGGGGCUAGCGGGAGCAGCGGGAUGGAGGUGGACGCCGCAGUGCUCCCCAGCGUCAUGGCCUCCGGCGUGACCGGCAGCGUGUCCGUGGCCCUGCAUCCCCUCGUCAUUCUCAACAUCUCCGACCACUGGAUCCGCAUGCGCUCGCAGGAGGGACGGCCGGUGCAGGUGAUCGGGGCGUUGAUUGGCAAACAGGAGGGACGGAAUAUCGAGGUGAUGAACUCGUUCGAGCUGCUGUCCCACACGGUGGAGGAGAAGAUCAUCAUUGACAAGGAGUAUUACUACACCAAGGAGGAGCAGUUUAAGCAGGUAUUCAAGGAAUUGGAGUUUCUAGGUUGGUAUACCACAGGGGGUCCGCCAGAUCCCUCUGACAUCCACGUGCACAAGCAGGUGUGUGAGAUCAUUGAGAGCCCUCUGUUCCUGAAGCUAAAUCCCAUGACCAAGCACACUGAUCUGCCAGUCAGUGUUUUUGAGUCUGUCAUCGACAUCAUCAAUGGAGAGGCAACAAUGCUGUUUGCUGAACUGACCUACACACUAGCCACAGAGGAGGCUGAGCGGAUCGGUGUGGAUCAUGUGGCUCGAAUGACAGCUACAGGUAGUGGAGAGAACUCUACUGUGGCAGAGCACCUAAUAGCCCAGCAUAGUGCCAUCAAGAUGCUGCACAGUCGGGUCAAGCUUAUCUUAGAAUACGUCAAGGCUUCUGAAGCAGGGGAGGUUCCUUUUAAUCAUGAAAUUCUACGUGAAGCCUAUGCUCUGUGUCAUUGCCUCCCUGUGCUCAGCACAGAUAAGUUCAAGACAGACUUUUACGAUCAAUGUAAUGAUGUUGGGCUCAUGGCCUACCUUGGCACCAUCACCAAAACAUGCAACACAAUGAACCAGUUUGUAAAUAAGUUCAACGUCCUGUAUGAUCGCCAGGGCAUCGGCAGACGAAUGCGAGGACUUUUCUUCUAGAAGGGGGCAACCUUUCCCUCACAAUAAGUGAGGGCAAAGGGCUGAGAUCUGCUUCACUGAGGAAAACAAUUGCCCCAGAGGCAGGAAAGUGGCUUAUUUCCCCUUUAGAGAAGCCCUCAAGCCUGCAUAGGUUCCCUCCACCCAAAUUGUUAAUAAAUGGGGAAUAGCUCCCCUCUCAUGA
Messenger RNA from Trichosurus vulpecula (common brushtail), 1572 nucleotides. It is a transcript of the gene COPS6, whose product is annotated as COP9 signalosome subunit 6. Gene Ontology annotation, biological process: protein deneddylation. The transcript has 10 exons. Gene Ontology annotation, molecular function: protein binding; metallopeptidase activity. Lineage: Eukaryota; Metazoa; Chordata; Mammalia; Diprotodontia; Phalangeridae. The record is from RefSeq and is a predicted model, not a curated record. Gene Ontology annotation, cellular component: COP9 signalosome. The coding region runs from base 354 to 1391 and encodes 345 amino acids.